AUGAUCGAGCUAAUUGCCACAGAUAACGCCCUCAUUAAUGGAAGCCGUGUCGCCCACGGUGUCUAUGGCAAAGGCAAACCUGUCGUUCUUCUUCACGGCACACCAUCUUCAUCCCUCAUCUGGCGCGACAUCGUCCCUAAGCUUGUCGACGCCGGUUAUAAAGUCCACCUUUUUGAUCUUCUCGGCUUCGGUGUGUCUGAGCGUCCUUGGAACCCAGCUGUCGACACUUCCAUGACAGGUCAGGUUUCUGUCCUAGAGGGCCUUUUGGAACUAUGGGGGUUAGAGAAGACACAUAUUGUUGCUCAUGACAUUGGAGGUGGUAUUGCGCAGCGUUUCUCUGUCUUUUCACCCGAAAGAGUCUUGUCUCUCACACUCAUCGAUGUCGUGAGCUUCGACAGCUAUCCCUCUAAACGGACGAAGGAACAAAUGCAAAACGGCCUCGAAUCUCUUAUCAAGACGGAUAGCGACAAACAUAGAGACCACUUUAAGGAGUGGUUACUAUCCGCAGUCAAAAACUCGACAAAGUUCGAGCAUUCAAGUCUCGACACUUAUCUCAACUACAUAUCCGGUCCCAUCGGACAACCCAGUCUAUUCGAGCAUCAAGUUCGACACUAUGAUCCUAGACAUACAAUGGAAGUGGCACCCCGUCUUGGAGAGCUGGCUAAGCUACCUGUGCAAUUGAUAUGGGGUGCAGAUGAUGCUUGGCAAGUGGUGGAUUGGGCUCAUAAACUACACGAUGCAAUUCCUACAUCGCAGCUUACUAUUUUGGAUGAUGCUGGUCACUUUUCAACGGAGGACCAGCCUGAGAAAAUUUCUGAGCUUCUUGUUGGCUUCCUAGGAAAGCAUUGA
This is a messenger RNA of Fusarium poae, 849 nucleotides long. RefSeq lists its product as uncharacterized. Gene Ontology annotation, molecular function: catalytic activity. NCBI's taxonomy places the organism in Eukaryota, Fungi, Ascomycota, Sordariomycetes, Hypocreales, Nectriaceae. Bases 1 to 849 code for a protein of 282 amino acids. The transcript has a single exon. The record is from RefSeq and is a predicted model, not a curated record.